Molecule: messenger RNA, 1659 nt
Organism: Balaenoptera ricei (Rice's whale)
Lineage: Eukaryota; Metazoa; Chordata; Mammalia; Artiodactyla; Balaenopteridae
Gene: JMJD4
Product: jumonji domain containing 4
Exons: 6
Coding region: 269-1543 (424 amino acids)
Biological process (GO): negative regulation of gene expression; protein hydroxylation; positive regulation of translational termination
Cellular component (GO): nucleus; cytoplasm
Molecular function (GO): histone H4R3 demethylase activity; sequence-specific DNA binding
Source: RefSeq, a predicted model, not a curated record
AUACUUCCUUUUUCACCUCCCUGUUUAAAGAGCAGAGAAGUGGGAAUCCGGAAGCCGCAUUCUGGACCUCCACGAGCACUCGCUCUGUCCCCAGCAGCCCCUCCCGACUCCGCGCAGCCCCUGUGACCGCCCCGCAGCCCUCCUUGUGCCCGGCAGCUCCUCCGACCCCCCCUCCGAGCCCCGCCCGGUUCCCGGCAGCCCUCCAGAUCCCCCCGGCAGACUCCCACCCCACGCACCCCGCACGCCAGGACGCCGAACCUGGCCGGGGAUGGACAGGGAGGCGCGCGUGUUCGCCGAGAGCCACUUCCGAGGCCUCGAGGGGUGUCUCCCCCGCAGGGUCUGCCCGAAACUUGACCGUGUGGACUUCAUCGAGAAGCCGGACUCCUUUUCCUACGCCGACUUCUUCAAGGGUUACCUGCUUCCUAACUUACCGUGUGUUUUCUCCAGCGCCUUCACCGAGGGCUGGGGCAGCAGGAGGCUCUGGGUGACACCCAGCGGAAAGCCCAACUUCGAUUAUCUGCUUCAGAACUAUGGAGACGUGGUUGUACCUGUUGCAAAUUGUGGGGUCCGGGAAUACAACUCCAACCCCAAAGAACACAUGCCCCUCAGAGACUACAUCAGCUACUGGAAAGAGUACAUUCAGGGAAACUACUCCUCUUCACGGGGCUGUCUCUAUCUCAAAGACUGGCAUCUGUGCAGGGACUCCUCGGCGGAGGGCGUGUUCACCCUGCCCAUAUACUUCUCAUCUGACUGGCUCAACGAGUACUGGGAUGCCCUGGACGUGGAUGACUACCGCUUCAUCUACAUGGGGCCCACCGGCACCUGGUCGCCGUUCCAUGCUGACAUUUUCCGCUCCUUCAGCUGGUCCGUCAACAUCUGCGGGAGGAAAAAGUGGUUCUUCUUCCCACCGGGGCAAGAAGAAGCCCUGCGGGAUUGCCACGGUAGCCUGCCCUACGAUGUGACCUCCCCCACACUCCUGGAUAGCCGCCUACACCCCAUGCGAGAUCACUGUAGCCCACCACUGGAGGUCACACAGGAGGCAGGCGAGAUGGUGUUUGUGCCCAGUGGGUGGCACCAUCAAGUCCACAACCUGGAGGACACCAUCUCCAUCAACCACAACUGGGUCAACGGCUGUAACCUGGCCAACAUGUGGCACUUCCUGCAGCAGGAGCUCUGUGCCGUGCAGCAGGAGAUCAUUGAUUGGAGGGACAGCAUGCCCGACUGGCACCACCACUGCCAGGUCAUCAUGAAGUCCUGCUCCGGGAUUAAUUUCGAGGAAUUUUAUCACUUCCUCAAGGUCGUUGCUGAAAGGAGGCUUCUCCUCCUGGCGAAGGGGAUGGGUCCUGGCAAGGUGGAGGGUGGCAAGGGCACCAGGCUGGGCCCCGAGCAGGCCGCUUUUGACAUUGGCCGCAUAGCUGAGGUGCUGGAGUCCGUGGUGGCCCACCCUGACUUCCAGAAAGUGGACACCAGUGCAUUCUCACCACGGCCAGAGGAGCUCCUACAGCAGCUGGAGGAGGCUGUGGCCGCCACCACAUCCCUUUAGUGCAUGCUGCAAGGAUCGGGUGCAGCACAUCCUUGGGGGACCCUGGAGGCACCAGUGUGGAAGGCAGUCACCCUGUGCUAGGGUCCCUUCUGGAAAUAAAGCUCUGUCCUCCUGUG